This is a messenger RNA of Catharus ustulatus (Swainson's thrush), 3248 nucleotides long. It is a transcript of the gene TFAP2A, whose product is annotated as transcription factor AP-2 alpha. Lineage: Eukaryota; Metazoa; Chordata; Aves; Passeriformes; Turdidae. The coding region runs from base 109 to 1428 and encodes 439 amino acids. Gene Ontology annotation, cellular component: nucleus. Gene Ontology annotation, biological process: anatomical structure development; regulation of transcription by RNA polymerase II; regulation of cell population proliferation. The record is from RefSeq and is a predicted model, not a curated record. The transcript has 7 exons. Gene Ontology annotation, molecular function: RNA polymerase II transcription regulatory region sequence-specific DNA binding; DNA-binding transcription factor activity, RNA polymerase II-specific.
GGGAGCGCUGCCGAGCCUCCGCCAGCCGCGCUCCCCACGCCGCCCGGCACCGCCACCGUAGGGAGAGGCAAGGCAGGGAGAACCAAAUCCUCUCUCUCACGCCAAUCCAUGAAAAUGCUUUGGAAACUAACGGAUAAUAUCAAGUAUGAGGAAUGUGAGGAGCGCCACGACAGUACCAGCAACGGGACAGCCCGGCUACCCCAGUUGGGGACCGUGGGUCAGUCUCCCUACACCAGCGCCCCACCGCUCUCCCACACCCCCAACGCCGACUUCCAGCCCCCUUACUUCCCCCCCCCUUACCAGCCCAUCUACCCCCAGUCUCAGGACCCCUACUCCCACGUGAACGACCCGUACAGCCUCAACCCCCUCCAUGCCCAGCCACAGCCCCAGCACCCAGGAUGGCCGGGACAGAGGCAAAGCCAGGAGACGGGGCUGCUCCACACGCACCGGGGCUUGCCCCACCAGCUCUCGGGGCUCGACCCACGCAGGGACUACCGGCGGCACGACGACCUGCUGCACGCCCCGCACGGGCUGGGCUCGGGGCUGGCCGACCUGCCCCUCCACUCCAUCCCCCACGCCAUCGAGGACGUGCCGCACGUAGAAGACCCCGGUAUUAACAUCCCAGAUCAAACUGUAAUUAAGAAAGGCCCCGUGUCCCUCUCCAAGUCUAACAACAACGCCGUCUCCUCCAUCCCCAUCAACAAGGACGCGCUCUUCGGCGGGGUGGUGAACCCCAACGAGGUCUUCUGCUCGGUGCCGGGCCGCCUCUCGCUGCUCAGCUCCACCUCCAAGUACAAGGUCACGGUGGCGGAAGUGCAGAGACGCCUGUCGCCGCCCGAGUGCCUCAACGCCUCCCUGCUGGGCGGAGUGCUCCGGAGGGCAAAGUCGAAAAAUGGAGGGAGAUCUCUGAGGGAGAAACUGGACAAAAUAGGACUAAACCUGCCAGCCGGGAGGCGUAAAGCUGCUAACGUUACCUUGCUCACAUCACUCGUGGAGGGAGAAGCAGUACAUCUAGCUAGAGAUUUUGGGUACGUUUGUGAGACAGAAUUUCCUGCCAAGGCAGUAGCUGAAUUUCUCAACCGACAACAUUCCGAUCCAAACGAGCAAGUCACAAGAAAAAACAUGCUUCUAGCUACAAAACAGAUCUGUAAAGAGUUCACCGACCUGCUGGCUCAGGACCGAUCUCCCCUGGGGAACUCGCGGCCCAACCCCAUUUUGGAGCCGGGCAUCCAGAGCUGCCUGACCCACUUCAACCUCAUCUCGCACGGCUUUGGGAGCCCGGCGGUGUGUGCUGCCGUCACCGCCCUGCAGAACUAUCUCACCGAGGCGCUCAAGGCCAUGGACAAAAUGUACCUCAGCAACAACCCCAACAGCCACACAGACAACAGCACCAAAAGCGGCGACAAAGAGGAGAAGCACCGAAAGUGAGGAUCCCCCCCACACACUCUUCUCCCUUCCCCCUCAUAGCCCAUCGAUCCAUUCAUCUCCCUCCUCCCUCUCCCCGGCACCCAGCACCCCAGGCUACAGCAACAGAAUGAGCGUCCUUCUGCCAGUCCUGUUCUCUGACUCUGCAGGACUGCUCUGCCCUCUCUCCACACCCCUUCUUCCCAGCAUCCACAUUUCCAUUUGCUCCUGCUUAAAUUCCCCCCUUCUGCCCACUGUCACCAUCGUUUUACCCCAGUUUGGAGCCUAAGAGAACAGAACAGGGGGACGGAGCCAGCAAAGAAAAAAAGUUCUGUCUUGAGUUUGUGAACUUUUUUUUAAAUAAAACAAAAGGAGGAAAAAAACCAACAAAAAAAUAAAACAAAAAAGAAAAGGACUUUUUUUUUUCUAAAAAUAUAUUAAAAAAAUUUAAAAAAAACAAACAAAAAGAAAUAAAUAAUACUUAAAAAUUCUAUGAGCUUCACCGGACUGAAUCACCACCUUCCCUUACAUAAACUUCGGUUAAGAUUGUAGCCAUACUAAAAAUGAGAAAAAGAAGUGAAAAAGUACAACAGCAACAGGAGACAUACAAAAGGCAAAAAGGACUGAUGACAUUUUAUCAGUAUUGUGAAUAAACUUGAACACAAAACACAAGCAGUUCCAUGUCAUAUCUUCAGUUGUAGAACUUUUUCCUGUCCAAGGUAAAGCGACCAACUUGAACUUUCUAUUGCAACACGAUUCACGGUUAUUAUAUAAGGGAAUCAGUGUUCAUGUAUGUAUAUAUUUAUUUAUGUGUAAUUUAAUGGGAAUUGUAAAUAUGGUGAGUCUGUUUUAAGCCUUUUUUUAUUUAUCUGGUGAUCUCGUUUACCUCUUGUUUAGUGGGUUUUAAAUCUUCCCCUCUUAGUUCAUCAUGUGGUUCAUGGUACUUAUUUAGAUAUCAGAGGUUUUUUGGGGGUUUUUCUCUGGGAUUCAUCAUUUUUAGCCCUGUUGUAGCAUGUUAAAAGCGACAAUGAAGCAGCUGAACAAAUAAAAAACCAUUAAUUUUUAUAUAUAAUUAGUAUGACAUUUAGUUUCUCAUUGAAGAUAAAAUAAAGUGAUGUUGGACCCUGGCAAGGUUUUUAAACAUGUUAGUGGUUUUACAACCCUUAUGUGUUGUGGAAAAUGAAAAAAGUUAUUUUCAUCCACUGUCCUUCUCCCGAAAGCACCAACAGAGCAAUAAAUUAAUAUUGUCUUUUAAAACAAGAUUUAGCUUUACUUUCCUUUUUUCCCCCCUUUUUUUUUUCUUUUUUUCUCCCUUUCUUUCAUUUUAAUUUUUCUCCUUUUUUUUUUCUUUUUUCUUUUAUUUUUCCCAAAGAACUUCAAACAUUCGGGACCACCUGGUAUCCUGUAUUUCCACUGGCCAUAUUGGAAGCAGUUAUAGUUGUGUUGUAUUGAGUUGUGCCGGCAGUAGUUUCCAUGCCUAUCAAUGUAUCAUAGUCCUUUGUUGCCCAGAUAAAUAAAUAUUUGAUACGCUUUAUGUCGAUUUUUUUAUUCAGUAGCUGUCUUUACCCAGGCGUAUUUUUGUUCUUGGCAGUAUUUUUUAUUCAGUAUGGUUACAGUAAUUGAGUUUAACUCUCCCUUGACAAUUGCUCCUUGCAAUAAGCAGCUGAACCCAUUGUUUCCCUCAAGUAUAAUAAAAACUUACUUUCAACUUGGAGUUCAGAGCAGGGUAUCAUUUAGAUAUUCCACUGAGUCUGUAUUCAGACAAAUGACACAAUAAAGCACAAUGUAUUCUUUUGGAUAAAAAAUUGUCUGUACUACUAACAAAAAUGACACACUAUCUUUUC